CCAGGCUCCACGUGACGCUUUGGAAUGCGGUGGUGACGUCAUCCCCGGGGGUGGGGGUCUCUCUGUCUCUCUCUCUCUUUGCAAGAAAAAAAAUACAAAUAAAGUUUGGAAAGGAAGCAGGAGCAGAAGCGGCGGACCCAGGUGAGAGCAGGGAAAGCAGAAACUAUUUUUACGAUCCUGGAUCAUCGUCUGUCCUGCGAUUGCCUAAGAGAAAUUCCUCGCCCUUAUCUCUCCCUGGGUCCAAAUUCAAGCCGGCUUUGCAAAGAAAAAGAGGGAAAAGCCUCUCUCGUGAUGUCCGGCCCCACCUGGCUCCCUCCCAAACAGGUGGGCACCCCGGACAUCACCGCCUCCGCUCCGGCCACCUGCAGACCCCAAAAGAGCUUUGUCUCGGUCCCGGUCUUGCCCAAACCGUACGGGUUUCCGGAGGCGAACGGGACCAUGAACGCGGCCGGACUCUCUCCUCGCUACCAGCCACCUGUGCCAGGGCCUCCUCCUCCUCCUCUUCUCCGGGAUUCCUCACCUGAACAUCGUUACUCACCUGCAGACGAGCGCGGACCGGGAGGAUCCUGGGCGGGCAUCUCCCACUCCGCCUAUGCCUUGCAGCAGGGGGCGCCCUCGCUGGACCAGGGCCCGCCGCACUCCACCAGCAUCGACCUCCAGAUCGACUCGCUGACCAGCAUGUUGGCCGACAUGGAAGGCACCCGGCAGCAACAGCGGCGAGGAGAGAGGCCGAACCUGGACCCCUCCCCUUACUCUCCGGCCCUUCCGCAGCCCGGCGUCGCCAAACCGGUGCCAGUCUACAAGCCAGGACUUUCCGGAACCUUCCCUCCGGCCAGGCCUUCCGCCUUCAUUGCCACCGACAGCGCCUUCACCAAGAGCGGAUCCAACUACAGUGCUGUCCAGUCCUAUCCGGCCGCCUCUCCUCUUCCGGGGGAUUCCUACGGCUACCACCGGGCAACCGGGGUGCCCAGGCCGUUCCCGCAGCCCAUCCCGGCCUCUUACACCACCACCUCGUCUGCCACGGGGCCGCCGGUCAACGUCCAGGUGAAGGUGGCCCAACCGGUGUUGGGGUACCACCAGCCCAGGCGCCGGCCGGAGCUCGCCUACGGGCCUCCAUCUCCGCGGCCCAGCUACGGGGCCAGACCACCCCCGCAGUACGCCUCGGAGCCGGGGGUCCGGGCCCGGCCUCUGGAGGCGGGGGAGCCAUGGUAUCCAGAGCCCCCCUCCUACGGCCGGCGGGUGGCCGAGGGCGAGCUCUACCCCAAGGGGGGGGCACCACAGCCGGGCGUCGGGCCGUUUCUGGCCGGGAUGGGCAAACCGGCCAAGGAGGAUGCGGCCGUCGCCCCCCAGAUGCCCUCGAGCGGCGGAGGGAUGAGGUACCAGCACCAGGCCCCUCCAAGCCGCCCCGAAGAGGAGCUGGACCGACUGACGAAGAAGUUGGUCUAUGACAUGAAUAACCCUCCAUCGGGGGAAUAUUUUGGGCGGUGUUCCCGAUGUGGGGAGAACGUGGUGGGGGACGGGACGGGCUGCGUGGCCAUGGACCAGGUCUUCCACGUGGAGUGCUUCACCUGUGCCACCUGCCGGUGCCGCCUCCGGGGCCAGCCCUUCUACGCCAUCGACCGGCGCUCCUACUGCGAGUCCUGCUACAUCGUGACCCUGGAGAAAUGUUCGAUGUGCUCCAAGCCGAUCAUGGACCGGAUCCUGAGGGCGAUGGGCAAGACCUACCACCCGCAGUGCUUCACGUGCGUCGUGUGCCACCGGUGCUUGGAUGGCGUCCCUUUCACUGUCGACGCCACCAGCCAGAUCCACUGCAUCGAAGACUUCCAUCGGAAGUUUGCUCCCCGCUGCUCGGUGUGUGGCAAUGCCAUCAUGCCAGAACCCGGGCAAGAAGAGACGGUGCGGAUCGUGGCCCUGGACCGCAGCUUCCACAUUGGAUGCUACAAAUGCGAGGAAUGUGGGCUCCUGCUGUCCUCGGAAGGCGAAGGCCGGGGCUGCUACCCGCUGGACGGCCACAUCCUCUGCAAGAGUUGCAGCGCCCAACGCAUCCAGGAGCUCUCCUCCAAGAUCACCACCGACUGCUGAUGGGAUCGCCAUUACCUUCUGCCCUAUAUCCCUGCUCCUAUAAAGAUCAGUUCCUAUUUUAUUAUUCCCUCUCUGCCAAAUCCCCCAAUCUUAACUUUUUGCAGUCCCCCCAGACCCAUAAGCUGGGCUUAGCUGGAUGGUUGGGGGCUUUCCGAUGUUUCCCUUCCUUUAAUUAUAGUCUCAAUCAGGCCUGGGCCAACUUGUGGCUUCCAUCCAUGUAUUUUGGACUGCAACUCCCAGCAUUCCUAACAGCCUCAGGCCCCUUCCUUUUGCCCCUCCUGUUAGGAAUGGAGGGAGUUGCAGUCCAAAACACCAUGGUUUACACCAGGAAAUAUAAUCCGAUAAUGGGACACACUUUACAAAUGUCCAUGGGAGUUGCUGUCCAAAACUCCUUAAGCGGCGGAGGGGCAAAAGGAAGGGGCCUGAGGCUGUUAGGAAUCCUGGGAGUUGCAGUCCAAAACAAAAGGAAGGAAGCCCCAAGUUGGCCCAGGCCUAGUCUGAAUGACUGAAACUUCCAUCACUCCUGGCUUGUUAUUGCAGGGCUGUGUCACAAUUUGAAUUAAAGAUGUGUCAAACUUC
Anolis carolinensis (green anole) is the source of this 2661-nucleotide messenger RNA. RefSeq names its product thyroid hormone receptor interactor 6 (gene trip6). The transcript is spliced from 11 exons. The record is from RefSeq and is a predicted model, not a curated record. NCBI's taxonomy places the organism in Eukaryota, Metazoa, Chordata, Lepidosauria, Squamata, Anolidae. Bases 292 to 2082 code for a protein of 596 amino acids. Gene Ontology annotation, biological process: positive regulation of non-canonical NF-kappaB signal transduction; signal transduction. Gene Ontology annotation, cellular component: stress fiber; focal adhesion; cytoplasm.